This is a messenger RNA of Brassicogethes aeneus, 2169 nucleotides long. Lineage: Eukaryota; Metazoa; Arthropoda; Insecta; Coleoptera; Nitidulidae. The record is from the annotation of a GenBank genome assembly.
AUUAUUUGCAGUUUUAGCCAUUUCAUUGCCAAAAAUAGCGAUAACUACGACUGCAGUAAAUGUGGGGACCGUAUUAUUCACGCAACAAGAUAUGCACAAAUCAUGUUGGACCAUAGAAAGUGCUGCACUUUUGACCACUAGGAUGAUUUUGGAGGAUUUGAUGCCCACUGUUGAGGAUAUCACCAUUGAUGGCAAUGAUUUUAUAAGCGAUUUGAUGACUUAUUACAGAGAAAUAAUAAGCGUUGUUAGAGAACAGACUAGGGGGAAAAGAAAGCAUAUAGUUUUGUUGGCCUUAACAGAUAUAAUAGGAGGCUAUCUAAAAAUGGUGGUUAUUCCCAGGGCUAAAAAGGCAUAUUACGCUGGAGUAAUAGAUUUUAGCAGCAUGGAAAGAUUAUUACAAUUGUAUGAGGAAUUAAAGUGGUUUUUAAGAACGAACGGAUUAGGCUGGGGCAAGACAAACGACUACAAUAUAGCGGUAAAAAUACUUCCUCUCAAUAUGGACACGGUCCAAUGUAAAGAAUCGUGUGAUGCCAUAAUUUACUACACAAAAUCGCAAGUGAUACCACAAACUCCCGCCACAUCACAAAAAAAUAAAAACGCGACCGAAACCGAUAAAAAGGAACAAAAAGAUGUAGAACCCAACUAUAUAUUUCCCAUACCUUUCUUUGACACAAAAAUACACCCCAAUGCAAUAGCAAUACCUUUUAAACAUAAGACCUUGAGAAAUAUAGAGUCCAAAAAGGCCAACAACCUGAUCAUGAACUUUUUUAAAGCCGUGUAUACGUGCAUGGACGAUAAAAAGGUGGAUAUGUAUAGCAGAAAAAAGUUCUACAACGAAUUUUAUUCCUGGAUUAAUCGAGAUUGUAUUCCCAAAACCGAAGAUGAUAAGUUUUAUGCCGCUUUUGGUGGUAUUUUGAGAGUGGAAGAUGCCUUGAGAUCCUUUGGGGCUGAAUUAUUAAAAAUAACCACUACAACAACUAUUAAAUUUGAUGAAGAAGGUUUAAACGAAGUAGCUUCACAAGAAGCAGGAAAUAGUUCAUUUUCAUCCAGCAACUCUAGUUUGGUCAUAUUGGCCAUAUUGAUAGCCAUAUUCGUUUGGUUUUUGCUCGGAGUCCUAUUUAUUUGUUACCGAAUCAGAUCAAAGAGAAAAUAUCAGUGUACAUGUACAAGUAAAUCUACGAUUAAAAAAAAUAGUUCAAAGUUGAACAAGGGAAGUACUUCAUCAAAAACGUCAAGCACAGAUAGUCGAACAUAUGCUAAAUGUACAUGUGAAACAAAGUCCAGUAGCCCAGAAACACAAGCGUCCAAGACCUCCACAAAAUCGUCAAAAGACAAAACCAGCAAUAGCAAAUUAGAUGAGCAUACCAAGUCACCACUUGCUGUGGCAACCUUAGAAACAAUGCAGUCGUUGAAAUUGUUACCAUCAAUAGCAGAAAUUUCCGAAAGGAGCACAUCAAAAGAUGACAAGAAUCUGUACGAUUCAGAAGAAACUUCCAAUUCCAGUAGUUUCAGUUUGGAGUCCAAUGAAGACCGCAAGGAACGUGAUCAUAACGCCAAGUCUUACUCGAUAUAUCACCACGAAGAAUAUUUAAAACGAAAAGGGGCCUUGCAAAGAAAACUGAAGGCCUGUGAUAGCAAGAGAUACUCACAGAGCAGCUCAACCAAGCCCCAAGAGUAUUCUAGUUCCACACAAAGGGACUCUUAUGGUACUGAACCAUCAACUUCUGAAGAAAAUGCAACAAAAUCCAACAGGUCAACUGAGACAUCAAGUGGGCAACUCAGUAAGGAUAAAAACGCAAAAGAAACGUCAGACUUUUCUACCGAUGCAACGUCACAACUACUGAAAGGUUCUCCCACUAGAAAAAAAAAGACAACUGAUGAGACCAGUAGUGGUAGCUCUGAAGUUAACCCUUCAGAACUAAGAAGAAUUAUUUCUGCAAAUACUUCACGUCACAAGGACAUAGCACAGGAUAUCAAAAUUCCCCCACAUACUACACAAUGUCAUACAGAUUUAUCCGUUGUGGCAUCUAGUGAGGGUAAGAAAAAAUAUUCAUUUGGAUAUGACUUUCAUACCACAUCUUCUGGUGAAUCUUCUAUAGAAAGUGAAGAUUCUGCUUCAGAAAUCGCAAGUGAAAUUGCUUCUUUAUCAAGAUAAACUACUUACCUAUA